This is a messenger RNA of Carassius gibelio (silver crucian carp), 3288 nucleotides long. RefSeq names its product B-cell receptor CD22. Bases 290 to 2068 code for a protein of 592 amino acids. The transcript is spliced from 9 exons. Gene Ontology annotation, cellular component: membrane. Gene Ontology annotation, biological process: cell-cell adhesion. Lineage: Eukaryota; Metazoa; Chordata; Actinopteri; Cypriniformes; Cyprinidae. The record is from RefSeq and is a predicted model, not a curated record.
UGUAACAUAUUUGCAUUAAGGUAUUGACUGUUAAGAAUGUUUGCAUAGAUUGUUCUGUUAAUGAACAGCAUGAAGGUUAUAGAUACAGUCACUGGUGAGAAAAAGAGGAAGUUUUGAUUAGUCAAAUAUUAGUCAUGCAUUGAGUUAUCUUCAUAGAGCAUAGCGGCUCUUAGUCUAAAAAAAAAAGAGUCUGUGUCACAACAGUCAGCUUUACUCUUUACCAAUAUUCAGAGGAUUCCUCAAGCUUUUUUAUCAGACUUCUCUGGUCUGACCAUCUUUUAAUAGCAAGAUGAACGUAGCUGAGAAAAUCAGCAUUUUUGUCUUUCUCUUACAAGGUGUUCAUUGUAGAGAGUUCAGCAUCAGUCUGCCAGAGAAGAUCGAAGCUCUCAGUGGAUCCUGUGUGAUCAUAAAGUGCAGAUUUGAGAUUCAGGAAAAAUAUGACGAAGAACUCACUGAGAGUGCUGCUACAGGACUGUGGCUCAAAGAUGGGACUAAUUUGAACAACAACGUAGUGUUUAACUCCAAAAACCCUGCACCUAAUCACUUUGAAUGUGAAAUAAUUGGAAAACUACAUGAGAAAAACUGUACCACAAUUUUUUGCAAUAUUAAUUCAAAUCAUAAUGGUAAUUAUUACUUCAGGAUUGAGGGUGAAGGUGGACUGAAAUGGACAUAUACUACAACACUAGUUUCAAUAGGUGUGAUUGAUUCUCCACCGAAACCCACCGUGCAGCUGUAUGUGGAUCAGAAGAAGGUGAAGGAUCAGGAGGAGGUGUUGGAGGUGUUGGAGGUGUUUGAGGGGAGCUCUGUGAGUCUGCGCUGCUCUGCUGAGACUCUCUGCUCCUCUUCUCCACCAACUCUCACAUGGAGCUCCACUCCCAGAAUCCCCCUCAGUGAGAGCAGCAGACGAGAGGAGCUCAUCUCUGAUCUGAACUUCACUGCUACUCACCGUCAGCACAGAGUCACUUUCACCUGCACUAUAACCUACCAGCUACAGGACCAGAACAAAACAGCACAGGACAGCAUCACAGUACAUGUUCAGUAUUCACCUAAAAACACAUCAGUGUCUGUGCUUCCCUCCAGCUCUGUGUUGGAGGGCAGUUCAGUGACUCUGACCUGCAGCAGUGAAGCAAACCCAGCAGUGAACUACACCUGGUCCAGAGAGAGUGAAGGAGAGAUGGAGCAGCUGAAGACUGGAGACACUCUUACCUUCGAUAGGAUCGACCUGAAACACAGAGGCUUGUACUACUGUACAGCUCACAACCAACAUGGCACCCAAAACUCAUCAGUGAUGCUGGACAUUCAGUAUGCUCCUCAGAUCUCCACAUCCUCCAGCUGUACCAGGACUGAUGUAACUGUGUGUUUCUGUGAGGCUGAUGGGAAUCCCUCUCCUGAACUGGAGUGGCAUCUGUCUGGACGUCCUGUCACUAACUCUUCAAACACGUUCAUCAGUGAAGAGCGAUUGAGCAGCACAGGCUUGAGGAGCUCCAUCUCUCUUCACCAGUAUCUCACAAACACAUCCACUCUGCAGUGUGUCAGCAACAACACUCAUGGCAAUGACGAACAACUGUUUCAUCUGGUUUUCAUCACUCAAAACGCUCCAUGCAAAUAUAAAUGGUUUAACAUUAACUCCCUCCUGGUUGGAGUCGCAGCUGGAACUUCAUUUAUGGCAAUCUUAUGGGUCACAACACGGCUGUACAAAUGUAUCUUCAGGACUCAGAGUGGAGAUAAAGCUGGACUGAUUCAGACUGAUGGGGCUGAUUCGGUGGACAUCAGGGGAGAACCUUUUUAUGUUAAUAAAGUUAUGAUGUCAUCAGCUGAAGCCCCCAUACUAAAUCACCCAGAACCCUUACAUUAUUCAACAAUUAACUUUACAAACACCGAUCCAGAGUCAAACAACAUCAGAGGCAUCUCAUCGCUUACUACUGAAUAUGCUGUGGUCCGAUACUUUGGUCAAAACAUAGAAGAUAGCGAGGCAAAGAUCAGAACGUUUCCCUCAAUACCACACGGGGAAGCCAUCUAUCAGGUUCCUCACAAAGCAGCAGCCAAAGCAAAACUAGUGCAGACAUGAACAUAAAGCAAGGUGCAUCAACGAAUGCAUGCAAUAUUUCUACAAACAUGUCAUAUUUAAUUAAUUCAAAUAUGGAUUUAAAGCUUACUAUACUAUGUCAUUUCUGUUAUUGUAUUAGAUAACAAACCAAAAUGUAUUUUUUAAUGAACGCUACUAUUAUUAUUUUGCUAUGUUAUUCAAUCAAUAUUUAAUCUGUGGGGCACUGCAUGUGCAAUAGUUGUUGUUGUUAAUAGGCCUACUGCUUGCUGAAUAGUCAUUAUGAAGUGUUUAUGAAGUUGUCUCAUCAGAAAAACAUCCAUGUUUACAUAAGUGCAUUCAUGUAUGCAACAUAAAAAAUAAUAUAUCACUAUUGAAUCAUAUACCAACCUACUACACCUAUAUGAUGAUGUCAGUGUUACUUUUAGUAAAUGAAGUGAAUUCAGUUGCACCAGUGCUUAAUGCCACACCUGUUUUGCAUUAAAAUAUAUAUUGGUUUUCUUUGCAAAUCAUUUGUCUUGGCAAAUUUACAUGACAUGAGUGAUAAUGCACUAUAUUUGAACUUUGACCUAGCUCUGCAUAUAUGCAGCCUAACCCCUAAUUUAUACUUAACUUAUGAGGACAUAACCCAUGUCCCCAUUUUUCAAAACGCUUAUAAAUCAUAUAGAAUUAGCUUUUUGAGAAUGUAAAAAUGCACAAAGUUUCUUGUGAGGGUUAGGGUUAGGUGUAGGGUUUGUGUAGGGUGAUAGAAUAAGAAUUAAUGAUGAUAAAAACCAUUACGCCUAUGUCCCCACUUUUCACAAAAACAAACGUGUGUGUGUGUGUGUGUUUAAACAAACAACAGGUCUUUGAUAAUUUCAUGAAUUCUUUGUGCAUUUUAGUACAGCUUUAAAAUAGGAUGCAGUUUCAAUAUUAUAAUUUAUUAGGAUUACUAUUAUCAUUUUUAAAAAAUCUUUAUCUGCAACUACCUAUUUUACUUAGACAAUUUUUUCUGCAUUUAUUAUUUUUAAAUGUAUUAAUUUUUUUCCAUCAGUUAUUCAUACAUUUUUGUGUCAUUUUAUUUAUCAACUGUUGUAUUGUUAAUAACAAUGUGUCUUUUCAAAGAUUAUUUUUUAUCAAAUAUUUAGUUAUUUUCUUUCUUUUUUUUAUUAAAGAUGAGUAGUGUGUAUGUAACUUGUAGACAUGUCUCAAGCAGGAAAUAGUUUUGAGAAGCACUACACGCCACAGUGUUGCUUAAGGUGGUG